Cucurbitaria berberidis CBS 394.84 is the source of this 2034-nucleotide messenger RNA. RefSeq lists its product as uncharacterized. Gene Ontology annotation, biological process: exocytosis. The record is from RefSeq and is a predicted model, not a curated record. Gene Ontology annotation, molecular function: guanyl-nucleotide exchange factor activity. Gene Ontology annotation, cellular component: Golgi to plasma membrane transport vesicle; cell tip. Lineage: Eukaryota; Fungi; Ascomycota; Dothideomycetes; Pleosporales; Cucurbitariaceae. The transcript is spliced from 2 exons. The coding region runs from base 1 to 2034 and encodes 677 amino acids.
AUGGCCGAGUUUGCCGCCGCUCCCUGGGUCCAUGGCUCAGGUACCAUGACUCCAUCACGCCUACGUUCCUUGUCCCCCAUGCCCACGAGGAAAGAAGUCACCCGAUCCAUAUCUGUACCCCAACUCGCCCAAGCCGCUCAGCCGCCGUCGCAAUCAGAGAGCGAUGGUAUGAACACUAUUCCCGACCCGCGCGCAGCUACCCGACCUCCUCUAUCACGAAACGAUACGUCAGACUCGCAUCCAGACUUCAGCCAGGAAGUGUCUACGCUCAGCACGAAGCUCAUCAACGCCAUCAAUCACUCGACCAUGUUGGACGAUUCGCUGCAACAGACUAGGCACGAGUUGGAGGCCGCAAGGGAACACCUCGUGCGGUUAGAAAAUCAGGUCAGGGAGCAUGAAGCCAAACUUUCGAGAGGUCUUCUUGUAGAAAAGGUCGUGUACGACAAGAUGGAGAGGCAAAUGUCGAGCGAACUGCAAGAGGAACGGAAGCGUAGGGCCGACGCAGAGAAGGCCAAGCGGAAGACGGACAGCGAAGUCGAAGCGCUGACGGCUGCCUUGUUCGAGGAGGCCAACGUCAUGGUUUCCUCUGCGCGGAAAGAGACGGAAGCUUCUGAAAAGCGUAGCGAGCAGCUCAAGCAACAGCUGGGCGACGCCGAAGUGCUACAGCAUUCCCUGCAGGAGCAAUUACAGGACCUCAAAAGCGUUGUGGAGAAGAUGAGCCAGCACAGCGACGACAACGAAAGCAACACCCUUGCCACGACGACUGCGCCCUCGACUCCUGGCCUCACACCCGGAGACAAGAUGAGCAAGUUGUUCGAGGCUAUGAAUCUGACGCCUAAUACGCCGGGAACCGACGAGAUCAGCCCUGAUCAUCCGCUCCAUUUCUCUCACCUCAUCCAUCCUGUCUUACGGGAUGACCUUGCCACUUUCAAAGAGUUCCAGGAUAUGCUCAAAAUCAAUACCCGAGCUUCUGCACCAUCCAGUCGUGCAUCCAGCGGCAACUACGGGGGUCUCAACGUACUUGGCCUUGGAUCGCUAACAAACAGCUCAACUACCUCUUUGCCAUCAUCUAUCAAAUCGCCCACGUCGAUCGGAAACAUCUCACCCCAAUCAGUCACCAGUGUCUUUGUGCCAAAUCUCAAAGAUGAGAAGUUCUACAAGCGCGCUCUGACCGAGGAUAUCGAACCGACUCUACGUCUCGACAUAGCACCCGGCCUAUCCUGGAUGGCCCGCCGCACCGUGCUAAAUAGCAUCACCGCCGGUUCGCUAGUCGUCGAGCCCAACCCAGCGCCUACCUCCAGAUUCCGUGUUCCCAUUUUCCCCUGCUCACUAUGCGGUGAAACCAGGAAAGGCGACCAAUACGCGCGGAAAUACAGAUUCAAGCCCGCUGACACCGAGGAAUCACAGCGCUACCCGCUUUGCGAUUGGUGCUUGGGAAGGGUUCGAGCGACGUGCGACUACAUUGGUUUCUUGCGCAUGGUAGCAGCAGGGCACUGGCGAGCGGAGACGGAAGAAGAAAAGAAGACGGCGUGGGAGGAGAGCGUAAAACUUCGCGAACGCAUGUUCUGGACAAGAAUUGGAGGAGGUGUGGUGCCGAGCUUUAUGCCCUUGAGGGAUAGUCCGAGCCCGACAUUUUCGGACGGAGUAGGCAAAGAUGAGAGGACGAAUGAGGAGAUUGAGGCUGCUAUGGUGCCGAGGGAUGUCACGUUAUCAAUUCAUGGACCAGUAGUGGACAAGGAGAGAAAGAGUGAAGAUGAUCCGUUCCAGACCAAGGGCGAGGAUGCUGUGAAACGCGUAUCCAUCGGGAAGACGGUCAUCUCCACCAACAUCCCGAAUGAGACGAUAUUCGAUUCACAGGCCGAAGCACAACUCCAAGACGAAGCCCGGAAGAGCCUGGAUACGAAACGAGUUACUGAGAAACCAACACUCCAGCGGCAGCGAUCCAUGUCAAACCCGCCUGCGCUUUCGGUGAGGAAGAGGGACGAGAGGCUGAGCUUGAAAAUCCCAGGGUCGAUGCCGGGGGCUUUUGAGUGA